Gallus gallus (chicken) is the source of this 7373-nucleotide messenger RNA. It is a transcript of the gene MBD5, whose product is annotated as methyl-CpG binding domain protein 5. The coding region runs from base 1578 to 6824 and encodes 1748 amino acids. Gene Ontology annotation, molecular function: chromatin binding; DNA binding. The record is from RefSeq and is a predicted model, not a curated record. The transcript is spliced from 16 exons. NCBI's taxonomy places the organism in Eukaryota, Metazoa, Chordata, Aves, Galliformes, Phasianidae. Gene Ontology annotation, cellular component: nucleus; chromocenter.
AGUGGCUGCCUCCCAUCUUCCUCCCCGGCAGCGCCGGAGCCCCCAGCAGCCGGAGCGGCGGCAGCUGACGAUGAGGAGCGCGGGGGGGGCGGGGGGGGGCCGUUAUUUAUAUCGUUAAAGGGACAGGCCGCCCAUUUCUCCGCCGCGGGGGCUGGGGGGGGCCGCUGCACGGCCACCGACUUUCUCCCCCCCCCUUUCCCCCCCCUCCCCAACCCCCGGACCGGAGGAACCCGGGGCUGAGUGAGGCGCUGAGGCGACAGCGGAGAGUUUCUUCCCUCCUCCCUCCUCCUCCUUCUCCUCCUCCCCGCGGCCGUCAGCGGAGGGAGAAAGGGCCCCGCCGGGAGCACGGAGCAGCCGGGCGGCCCCCACCCCCCGCGCUCCCCUCCUCCCCCUUUAUUGCCCUUUGUGUGCGUUCGCCGCCUGCGCCGCUCCGGGGCCGGCCGGGCGCCGGGGGGCCGCUGAGGGCAGCCCCAUUUGAAGACUUAAGUCAUUUUCCCUAGCAGAGUCCCAUUCAUACUGUCUCAGAUCCUUACUGACGAUGGUGAUCAUUGGAGGUAUAAAUACUGAAGGAUACGUCAUUUACAGACAAGAUCUUUGAAGUUUAUUUCCUUCAGACAGCAGUGGAAGAGGAGGCUAAAAUCAAAACAUAACAGACAGAAAAACAUAAAGACUAGAAGAAACAGCACUUCACUUUUUCUUUCCAAAUAUUCAGAGAACCACCAAAAUCUGGUGGAUUACCUCCACCCAUCUUCUGGAUUUGAGAUGUAACCUGGCGUGCAAGAGUUCCUCAGAUGAGGGGUGCAGUAAGACAAGGAGCCAGCCUCAAUGGACAUAGCCCAUUAUCGAGAUCUCAACAGGAGAAUAUCUAAAGCAAAUCUCCAAGUGCAUCAAGAAUUCUAAGAAGGCUAAAUAUCCCUGAGGUAACUAGAAGGAAGACCAUGAGGAGUAAUGUAGCUUGGAAUGAACGUGAUGAUAAUAUCCACCUUAAAUCUAAUGCUUAACGAGGAAAAAGGCUGUUUUAUUGGAGCCAGGAAGUCAUGAAAGGAACUCAAGAAGAGAACUUGGAUAAUGAACGGAAGAUAAAAAGAAAACAAAAAGAAUGUGGCAUAUAAAGGGUAUAAUACCUGGAGGUAUUAGAUCUGACUCAUAUUUAUAAAAAUGAGACGAGCUUUCACAAAAUACAAGUUAUCUUAGUCAUCAAGCUUGGAACCAUGCUGUUGAACUAGAAAUUCUCCUUUUCCCCAUUCUCCUUUCUGACAGGUAACAAAGGAUUGGUGAAUUAUGAUUUUCCCAAGUUGGAAGCACUAAUUUUUAUCUAUAUAGUUCGUCCUUAUGAAUAUAUAAGGAGUUAAACAUUGCAUAUUUAAUGUGGAUUAUAAUGGGAAACUGACUCAUUAACAAAAAUGGCCACUUUUAAGGACUUGGUUUCAAACUGAGCUGGAGCCUCCCAAUGCACUUUGUACAAUUUGGGGAAAGAUGUACUGAAUGGCCUUCUUUGGGAGGCCAUGAUGACAUGUAGUAAAAGGAUAUCAUCUUACUGUUGAUAUCUUUGAAGACUCAUAAACAGAAACAGAAAAAUGAAUGGUGGAAAGGAGUGUGACGGAGGGGACACGGAUGGAGGGCCACCAGCAGUGCAAGUUCCCGUUGGUUGGCAGCGACGGGUGGACCAAAGUGGAGUGCUCUAUAUCAGUCCCAGUGGGUCUUUAUUAUCCUGCUUGGAGCAGGUGAAGACCUACUUGCUGACUGAUGGAACCUGCAAAUGUGGCCUAGAAUGUCCUCUUGUUCUUCCCAAGGUCUUUAAUUUUGAUCCUGGAGCUGCUGUGAAGCAGAGAACUGCUGAAGAUGUUAAAGCAGAUGAAGAUGUCACCAAACUAUGCAUACAUAAAAGAAAGAUUAUUGCUGUGGCUACACUUCAUAAAAGCAUGGAAGCACCACAUCCUUCACUAGUUCUAACUAGUCCUGGUGGUGGAACAAGUGCAACUCCGGUAGUUCCUACUCGAGCAGCAACUCCAAGAUCAAUGAGGAAUAAAUCACAUGAAGGAAUUACAAAUUCUGUGAUGCCAGAAUGUAAGACUCCUUUCAAGUUGAUGAUAGGGGCAUCUAAUGCCAUGGGUAGGCUUUAUGUGCAAGAAAUGGCUGGAAGCCAGCAACAAGAACUUCAUUCUGUCUAUCCUAGGCAGAGAUUGGGUAGUAAUGAACUUGGACAGAAGUCUCCAUAUCGUGGCAGUCAUGGUGGGAUGCCCAGUCCAGCUUCAUCAGGAUCACAGAUAUAUGGAGACGGCUCAAUCUCUCCUAGGACUGACCCACUUGGAAGCCCUGAUGUUUUCACAAGGAACAAUCCCAGUUUUCAUGGAGCACCCAACUCAAGUCCUAUUCAUAUGAACAGGACACCUCUGUCUCCGCCAUCAGUAAUGCUACAUGGUUCUCCCAUACAGUCAUCCUGUGCAAUGGCUGGAAGGACUAAUAUACCUCUUUCCCCAACCUUGACCACAAAAAGCCCUGUAAUGAAAAAACCCAUGUGUAAUUUUUCAGCUGGUAUGGAAAUACCACGAGCAAUGUUUCACCAUAAACCACCCCAAGGUCCACCUCCACCUCCUCCACCGCCUUCUUGUGCUCUUCAGAAAAAGCCAUUAACAUCAGAAAAGGAUCCACUUGGCAUACUUGACCCUAUUCCUAGCAAACCAGUCAAUCAGAAUCCUGUUAUCAUUAACCCAACUACUUUCCAUUCAAAUGUCCACUCUCAGGUACCCGUGAUGAAUGUAAGCAUGCCUCCUGCUGUCGUCCCUUUGCCAAGUAAUCUUCCUUUGCCAACUGUAAAACCUGGUCACAUGAACCAUGGAAGUCAUGUUCAAAGAGUUCAGCAUUCAGCUUCUACUUCCCUAUCUCCUUCACCAGUGACAUCCCCAGUUCAUAUGAUGGGAUCCGGGAUUGGAAGGAUAGAGGCUUCUCCCCAAAGAUCACGUUCUUCUUCCACAUCAUCAGAUCAUGGAAAUUUCCUGCUGCCUCCAGUAGGACCACAGUCAUCUUGUACUGGUAUUAAAGUUCCUCCCAGGUCCCCACGGUCAACAAUAGGGUCGCCAAGACCGUCUAUGCCAUCUAGCCCCUCCACCAAGCAUGAUGGACUUAAUCAAUACAAGGACAUCCCUAACCCAUUAAUUGCUGGAAUGAGUAAUGUAUUAAAUCCUCCAAACAAUGCAGUUUUUUCUACUGCAUCGGCUGGAAGUGGUUCUUUGAAGAGUCAGCCUGGUUUGCUGGGAAUGCCUUUAAAUCAGAUCUUGAACCAGCACAAUGCUGCCUCUUUUCCAGCAAGUAGUUUACUCUCAGCAGCAGCCAAAGCACAGCUAGCAAAUCAAAAUAAACUUGCUGGUAACAACAAUAACAGCAGUAGCAAUUCUGGACCUGUUGCCAGCGGUGGCAACAACGAAGGACAUAGCACUUUAAAUACCAUGUUCCCUCCUGCUGCCAAUGUGCUUCUACCAACGACUGAAGGGCAAAGUGGUCGAGCAGCACUGAGAGAUAAACUGAUGUCUCAGCAAAAAGAUCCUCUGAGAAAAAGAAAGCAGCCAACCACCACAGUGUUGAGUUUGCUGAGGCAGUCUCAGUUGGAGAGUUCUGGAGUUUCCAAAGCUGGAUCUGAUUUAGUAAGAAAGCAAAGUCAAAGCUCUUUUCCCAUCAGCUCUAUGUCCCAAUUACUUCAGUCCAUGAGUUGUCAAAGCUCUCACAUGAGCAGCAAUAGUACUACCAGCUGUGGGAGCUCAAACACUGUUUUACCUUGCUCUGGUAACCAGAUGCAUUUUGCAGACACCAGUAUGAACUCUGGCACUCUUCAGAACUCACUGGCACAGAGUUUACCAUUACGAGGGGAAGGUAUGCACUGCCAGAACACAAACACUAACUUUGUCCAUGGUACUAGCCCUGCCACCACCAACCAUCUCGCGGGUUUAAUAAAUCAGAUGCAGGCUAGUGGGAACUGUGGGAUGCUCAGUCAGUCAGGAAUGGCUUUAGGAAAUUCAUUACAUCCGAACCCACCUCAGCCAAGAAUCCAGGCAUCCUCCACUCCAGUGAUACCAAACAGCAUUGCUAGCAGCUGUAAUCAAACAAGUCCUGAAGCAGGGGGUUCAGGACCAUCAUCAUCAAUAGCCAUAGCUGGCACCAGCCAACCCGCCAUCACAAAGACAACAUCUGUUCUUCAAGAUGGUGUUAUAGUCACUACUGCAGCUGGAAACCCUCUUCAGAGCCAGCUGCCCAUUGGGGGUGAUUUCCCUUUCGCUGGCCACGAACACUCGCUUCAUUUCCCGCAGAACAGCUCUUCAAACAACAAUCUUCCACCUUCUUUGAAUCAAAACCUCCUCAGUUCUCUACCUAUCUCUUUGCCAGUGAAUCAGCAACAUCUCCUAAGCCAGAAUCUAUUAAAUAUACUGCAGCCUUCAGCAGGAGAAGGCAAGUCUGAGGUCAACCUCAACCCUUUAGGUUUUCUCAACCCGAAUGUAAAUGCUGCUUUAGCUUUUCUCUCCAGUGACGUGGAUGGGCAGGUAUUACAGCCUGUUCAUUUUCAGCUUCUAGCAACCCUCCUCCAGAACCAAGCCCAAGCAGCUGCCAUGCUUCCCCUACCAUCUUUCAAUCUGACCAUCUCAGAUUUGUUGCAACAGCAAAAUAACCCUUUGCCCUCAGUAACACAGAUGACAGCCCCACCUGACCAUUUGCCAAGCAAUCAGUCAGAAAGCAACAGGGUUGAGACCCUUUUAAGCAACCCCUUGGGGAACCCUUUACCAAGCUUUUCAGGCACUGACACUACUUCUAACCCCCUGCUCCUCCCAGCUGUCUCUGGGGCCUCAGCAUUAAUGGCCUUGAAUCCCCAGCUGGUGGGAGGUGUCCUGAACUCUGCGUCGGGCAACACCGCUAAUCAUCCAGAGGUUUCCAUAGCCACCUCCUCCCAAGCAACCACUACCACAACCACUACAUCAUCAGCAGUGGCAGCACUGUCUGUCUCUACCCUGGGUGGUGGGACAGCAGUGGUGUCAAUGGCAGAAACAUUGCUGAACAUAUCUAAUAAUGCUGGGAAUACAUCUGGUCCAGCUAAACUCAACAGUAACUCUGUGGUGCCACAGCUACUUAACCCUCUACUGGGGACAGGUCUGCUUGGUGACAUGUCAUCUAUAAACACUACUUUGAAUAACCAUCAACUGAGUCAUCUCCAGUCACUAUUAAACAACAAUCAGAUGUUUCCUUCAAAUCAGCAGCAACAGCACCUUCUCCAGGGGUAUCAGAACAUGCAGGGCUUUCAAGGCCAGCCCCCAAUUCCUGGCCCAGCUAACAACCCAAACCCCAUGGCAUGUCUGUUCCAAAAUUUCCAGGUGAGAAUGCAGGAAGAUGCUGCUGCCCUGAACAAAAGAAUGAUCACUCAGAUGGGAAUGGCACCAGUUCCUGAGAGCUCCAACGCUAUGCUUCCUCCUUUCCAAGAAACAUCUUGUGAUUUGCAGCAAAGAACUGAACCAUCUCUUGGUCAACAGGCAAAGGAUAACCUCAAUGUCGCUGCUCAGGGUGAUACAUCAGUGGAUGCGAUCUACAAAGCAGUCGUAGAUGCUGCAAGCAAAGGAAUGCAAGUAGUGAUCACCACUGCCGUUAGCAGUACCACACAGAUGAGUCCCAUUCCAGCUUUGAGUGCCAUGAGUGCCUUCACAGCCUCAAUUGGUGACCCGCUAAAUCUCUCUAGUGCUGUCAGUGCAGUAAUCCAUGGAAGAAACAUUGCUGUUUCUGAUCAUGAAGGUAGGAUAAGAAACACUAGAGGAACGCGAGUACUGAAGAAUUCGGAGCAUGGUAAAAAUUCAAGUGAAGGGGAUGGGUAUGAAUAUUACAAAUCAACAAGUUGUAACACACCCAAAAAACAGUGGGAAGGGGAGCAAAGUCCUGUCGGUGAGAUAAAUAGGUGGAAAUGUGAGGAGUUUCUAGACCACUCCACCCAUAUCCAUAGUAGUCCUUGUCACGAAAGGCCCAAUAACAUCUCCACACUGCCAUUAUUGCAAGGUGAGCAGCAUCAGAUACUGUUAUCACAGAGAAACUGUCAAAGUGAUAAAAUGUUGGAGGAGAAUUUCAGGUAUAACAAUUACAAAAGAACUAUGAUGAGUUUUAAGGAAAGACUGGAGAACACUGUGGAACGCUGUGCACACAUAAAUGGAAAUAGGCCUCAGCAGAACAGAGGAUACGGGGAGUUGCUGAACACUUCUAAACAAGACCUGAUUCUGGAAGAGCAAUCUCCAAGUUCCUCAAAUAGUUUGGAAAGUUCGUUAGUUAAAGACUACAUCCAUUACAAUGGAGAUUUUAAUGCCAAAAGCAUUAAUGGGUGUGUGCCUAGCCCUUCAGAUGCUAAAAGCAUCAGUAGUGAAGAUGACCUAAGGAAUCCAGAUUCCCCUUCUUCAAAUGAGCUGAUACAUUACAGGCCGAGGACGUUCAAUGUUGGCGACUUGGUCUGGGGCCAAAUCAAAGGACUGACUUCAUGGCCUGGAAAACUAGUAAGAGAAGAAGACGUUCACAAUUCAUGUCAACAGAACGCUGAGGAGGGGAAGGUCUGGGUAAUGUGGUUUGGUGUUCAUACCUUCACUCAGGUGGAGCCAGAGAAGUUGAAGACACUAACAGAAGGUCUAGAAGCUUACAACCGAGCCAGGAAAAGGAACAGAAAAAGUGGAAAGCUAAAUAACCAUUUAGAAGCUGCUAUACACGAGGCCAUGAGUGAGCUAGACAAAAUGUCUGGGAAUGUCCACCAAAUCCCACAGGGAGACAGACAAGUGAAGCCUCCAAAACCCAAGAGGAGGAAGAUCUCUAGAUAACAUUGAAUGUCUUUGUUACUGGUCCAGUACUUAUCAAAACGAACGUGCACAUAAGUCUGUAUGUAGGUAUUGAUAUAGACGUGGUUAUAUCAAUAUUUAUAUGAAGACGGCCGCCGCCGCGGGGUGCUACGUGGAGUGUGGUACAGUGGUGUGGAUGAUCAGGAGGGAGAGCGGUUGCUGGAAAAGCCAAUCAGAAAUCCGGGAAGGUCGCAGUAACCAUGUCAGAUGAUUACUGAGGUUUUUUUGUUUUGGGUUUUUUUUUUUUUUUUCUAUAAUACUAAAAUUGUGAUUAUAAGAAAUAGUCCAAAUGUUUCUGAGAAAUUUUCAUUGUGUAUAUAGAUAAUACAGAAUUUCAUGGUGAUAUCUGAAAUGUAAAUAUUGUACAAUAUUGUCAUGUACAAGCGUACCUAAUGCACACUUUAUCUUUUAUUGUACAAAAAAAUAGUGUACAAAAUUCUUUGGUUUCUAUUGAGUACACAUACAAGAGACUACCAGUGUAAAGUGAUAAAUAAAAAUACAGCCUAAAUGCUUUUAUAUGAUAAUGUAAAA